This is a messenger RNA of Kalmanozyma brasiliensis GHG001, 1476 nucleotides long. RefSeq names its product UTP--glucose-1-phosphate uridylyltransferase. The record is from RefSeq and is a predicted model, not a curated record. The transcript has a single exon. Gene Ontology annotation, biological process: UDP-N-acetylglucosamine biosynthetic process. NCBI's taxonomy places the organism in Eukaryota, Fungi, Basidiomycota, Ustilaginomycetes, Ustilaginales. Gene Ontology annotation, molecular function: UDP-N-acetylglucosamine diphosphorylase activity. Bases 1 to 1476 code for a protein of 491 amino acids.
AUGUCCAUCUCAUCUGAAGACAUCUCGAGCCUCCGACAGAGGUAUGAAAAGGCGGGGCAGUCCCAUCUGUUCGCCUUCUGGGAUACCCUGUCCGCCGAGCAGCAGACCGAGCUUGCUCAACAGCUCGACGAGCUCGACGUGUCGCGAGUCAACCAGGUCUUCCACACCGCCAUCAAGGCGGACGAAGAGGCGAGAGCGGGCAAGUCGCACGAGAUCACUCCACCACCUCCUUCGUCCGUCGAAUGCACCAUUGACGGCGAAGCGGACUCUGCCAAGGUCGAGCACUUCAGGACGGUCGGUCUCAAUGCCAUUGCUCAGGGCCAGGUGGGUGUCCUACUCAUGGCUGGUGGUCAGGGCACUCGUCUGGGCUCGAGCGCACCAAAGGGCUGCUACGACAUCGGGCUGCCCUCGCACAAGAGCCUCUUCCAGAUCCAGGCCGAGCGUAUUCUCUCGCUCCAAAAGCUUGCAGCCAAGCACGGCUCCGCCUCCGCCUCGUCAUCGUCCUGCUCUUCAGUCGUCAUUCCAUGGUAUAUUAUGACCUCUGGACCCACACGCAAGGACACAGAAGCCUUCUUUGCCGAGCAUAAGUACUUUGGUCUGGAACAAGCAAACAUCGUCUUUUUCGAACAGGGAACGCUCCCCUGUCUUUCGUUGGAAGGGAAGAUCCUGCUCGAGACGCCCCACAAAGUGGCCACUGCACCGGACGGCAACGGAGGUCUCUACCGCGCCCUCCGCACACCCUACAACAAGGGUUCGCCCGACACAGUCAUCUCGGACCUCCAGCGACGUGGCAUCAAAUACCUGCACGCAUACGGUGUGGACAACUGCCUCGUCAAGGUCGGCGACCCGGUCUUCCUCGGUGUCUGUCUGUCACAGAACGUCCAGGCGGGUGUAAAAGUGGUCAAGAAGACGGAUCCAUCCGAGUCAGUCGGCGUCAUUGCGCUGCGGGACGGCAAAUUUGGCGUCGUCGAGUACUCCGAGAUCCCCACGGCGCUCAGCGAGGCCCGCGAAGGGAACGGCGAACUCUCCUUCCGUGCAGCCAACAUCGUCAACCACUUCUACACGACCCACUUCCUCUCCGAGCAAGUACCCGCCUUCGAGGGCGAGAUGGCCUUCCACAUUGCACGCAAGAAGAUCCCAACCGUCGACGCCGAGGGCAAACCGCACAAGCCCAGCACGCCUAACGGCAUGAAGUUGGAACUGUUCGUAUUCGACGUAUUCCCAUUCUGCGACAAGUUGGCAGUGCACGAAGUAGCAAGAAAGGAGGAGUUCAGCCCUUUGAAGAACGCCAAGGGCACAGGCGUGGAUGAUCAAGAUACGAGCAGGAGAGAUCUGUUGGCACAGCAGAAGAGGUGGUUGGAGAACGCGGGGGUGAAGGUCGAGGGCGAGGUCGAGGUGAGCCCGUUGGUCAGCUAUAGCGGUGAGGGACUGGAGAGGUACAGUGGCCAGACGCUCGAGGGGAAUGUCGAGCCUUAG